UGGGAGUGAUGCGUGUAGAGACAGACGCUCAUUUUGUUAGCUGUCAAAAAGCUCUCCCAAAGCUUUAGCAGUGCCCUGUUUCUUAUGUUUUGCACUGAAAGAAUCAUGACAGACCAGUGAUUUAAGCUGCUGCUAUAACUGACAUCUAUUUCAGGUUAAUUUUUUCCACAAUCUUUCACCACCUACAUUAUUCUACACUGAAAAACUCGGGACAUCUUGCGCAAUCUAUCUAAAAACUGAAUGCCUGUAAACUCACUGCUGCAUGACAAGCCCCAAAGCAAACAUAGACAGUAUGUAUCAUUAACCUCCACUUCUCCAAGUCAAAUAUAGAAGAGUCCUGCUGCUACCUCACUGCUGAUGGCGACUGCAUUUGGACUGCUGUUUGCUUCAGUGCUGAUCGUCAUCUUUUCAGCAAGCAUGGAAUUUUCUGUGAAGGAAAAGAUAUAACUUUUUCUGGGUUGCUGAAGUUAUGUGGAUGCCACUUCUGUACAAAUUAAAUACAUGCUUUAUAACCAAACAUAGGAUAUACUGGACAAUUCAAAGAGUAAUGAAACCAUUGACUUUAUAGAAUAUGUUUUUUACCAUAACCAAAGACAUAGAUUGAACAAGUACUGUAAUUCCUCCUUGAUAAGACUGAAAUGGGUGGAGAGGCUGCAGACAUGGACCCUUUGGAGAAAAGGAGAGAGCUCAAAGUGACCACUGAAGGCAGAGAGAAUGAAGAGGUCAAGGUGCAGAGGCGAGCGGUCAUCCCACGGCACCGCUGGGUCAUGAACGGGGCAGUCAUGUUUGGACGUGAGUUUUGCUACGCUAUGGAAACGGCCCUCGUGACUCCAGUACUGUUACGCAUUGGUUUACCCGAGCAGUACUACAGUCUGACCUGGUUCCUCAGUCCUGUCCUAGGUCUGUUCUUCACUCCUCUGAUUGGCUCCACCAGUGACCGCUGCACUCUGCGAUGGGGACGCAGACGACCCUUCAUUUUGGCUCUGUGUGUGGGGGUGCUGCUCGGAGUGGCUCUGUUCUUAAAUGGAGCAUUGAUAGGUCUCUCUGUUGGUGAUACUGCCGGCAGCCAGCCCAUUGGAAUAGCACUGACCGUCAUAGGGGUCAUAGUGCUGGACUUCUGUGCUGACGCUGCAGAUGGACCAAUCAGAGCUUACCUUCUGGAUGUGGCUGAUACAGAGGAGCAAGAUAUGGCCCUGAAUAUUCAUGCAUUUUCUGCCGGUCUUGGUGGAGCCGUGGGCUAUAUGCUGGGAGGUCUGGACUGGACAGGCACAGCUUUGGGUCAGGCUUUUAAAGCCCAGGAGCAGGUUCUGUUCAUGUUCACGGCUGUAGUCUUUAUCAUAUCAGUCACACUGCACAUGUUCAGUAUUCCAGAGCAGCCCAUCUCGCCACGAGUGCCUGGAGUCUCACAAAAUCCUGAUUCUACCUCACAGUCAUCUCUUAGGCCAGUAGACCACACUACACCUAUGCUUGAUGCCAUCGCGGAAGAAAGUUCAAGCCAAGACGACAGCCAAUCAGAUUCUGACAAAGAGGAAAUGGAUUUGCUUGGUGUGGACAGAGUGAGGAGUAAAAGUGAUUCUGUUUUAGCCAUGCCCGAUGCUACGAUCGACCUAGAUCCUGAUCUCCAUCCAGACAAUCAGCACUUCUUGGCGGAGGUGGACCUUUUGCCAGAAGUACAAGAAGACCUAGAAGAUGUUUUUAGCCCUGUUGAGGGGAACUGUGACACUUCCUUGCUUCAUGAGCCUGAGUAUCCAGUAACUUGUAACAAUGAUUCCAUGAAUGGCUCUGCCUGCAGCCAGCACCUUCGGACUGCCUCCAUGGAGAGUAAAUCACCAGUAAAAGUAACAAAUUGCUCCAGUAAUGGUUUGUCACCACCCAACAUCCGAAAAAGCGUUGGUUCUCCUAAGCUGGGAAGUCGCCUGUCGUGUAGACCCACCUUCUACAGACAGCCUUCUUUCACAUUUUCCUACUACGGACGUGUGGGAUCACAACGGUACAGGCUGAAAAGAAAUACAGCCACCCCUUCUAGUCCUCGUAAAAUCACUUCGUCCCGCAGUCUGAGUGACCUCUCAGAGCUCCAGAAAGAGGCGCAGGAGAGGGAGAGGAAGUUCUCCAUGAGCAGUCUCUCCUCAGAGGAAUCCAGCACUGCGUCCGAAGAUGAAGAGGGCACUACUUUACGCCUGCUGUGGCUGUCCAUGCUCAAGAUGCCAACACAGCUAUGGAGGCUGUGUAUUUGUCAUCUGCUCACAUGGUUUGCUUAUAUCGCUGAGGCUGUGUUCUUUACAGACUUUAUGGGGCAGGUCAUCUUUCAAGGAGACCCCAUAGCACCGGUCAAUUCCACAGAACAACAGAAUUAUCUGAGUGGAGUACAGAUGGGCUGCUGGGGGUUGGUUGUAUAUGCUGCUACUUCUGCAAUUUGUUCAGCAAUCCUUCAGAAGUACCUUGACCAUUUUGACCUGAGUAUUAAGAUUAUCUACAUUGUUGGGACUCUUUCUUUCUCAGUAGGAACAGCAGUGAUGGCCACCUUUCCUAAUGUUUAUGUUGCCUUAGUGAUGAUCAGUACUAUGGGUGUGAUCUCCAUGAGUAUCUCUUAUUGCCCCUAUGCGUUACUGGGGCAGUACCAUGAAAUCAAAGAAUACAUUCACCACAGUCCAGCCAACACAAGAAGAGGCUUUGGAAUUGACUGUGCCAUAUUAUCCUGCCAAGUUUAUAUCAGUCAGAUCCUUGUUGCCUCUGCGCUGGGGGCAGUGGUAGAUGCUGUGGGCUCAGUGCGUGUCAUUCCUGUAGUAGCCUCUGGGGGCUCUUUUCUGGGCUUCCUCACGGCCUGCUUUCUGGUUAUUUAUCCUGAUGUGGAGCCCAGCAGCUCGGAGCAGAACCAGGAAGUGUCUGAAGAGAAGGAACUAAAUGGAGAACAAAGACAAGCAUUGCUGGAUCUCACAAAUCAUGAAGGUGCAAACAAAACACAGACUGAAGAGACUGCUGCUUAAGUCUUUUUUACUGACCUUUUAAACAUUUUUAAAGAUCAACUGAACAAAAGGGCUCAUGGAGCAGGGCUGAAAAAGUAAUUUUGUACUUUUGGUUCUGCUUAAUUUACUAUCUGCUACCUCAGAAAAUACUGUUUUGGUUGAACACAGUUUGUGACAUACUUGAGGUGCACACAUGUACUUAAUGUGUAAUGUGGAAAGUUGCCAAUAAUUUUGAUUAUUAGGACAUAUAUUUCUUUUGUAGUUUUUCAGUGUCUUUGUUGUAGAUAACUGCAACAAUUUUCUCCUAAUAUGAUUCCACAUUAUUGCCUUUAUCUGCAGUGCACUUGUGACUUUAUUUGGUAGAGAUAUUUUUUUUACAUUAGCAGGGUUGAGCUGACUUUUUAUACAUUUGCCAAUGAAACUGUUUCUGUUUGCACUUUACACUGAAAUCAUCAGAAUAUGGGACAUUUAAAUUUUUACAGAUUUUCUAAACUUUUUAAAGGCAUUAUUUUGGAGGGGAAGGGGGUUUGUGAGCUGCUUGUCUCCAUCAAUGUAAAAGCGUGUCAUGAAAGUCAGAGUGUGACAUUACACUCACCUUGCAUUAUAUGCAUUGAUAGUGUUUGUCAUUGCUAAAAUAAAAAUACAUCGAAAAACAUGCAUUCUGACCUUCCUGUCUCCAUAAAGAUGGAUAAAUUGAAUGCAAUGCUUUGAAACAUACUUGGCAAAGCAAUAAGUUGAAUGGAGAUGAGCAGAGGAUCUUUGGGGAUGGGGUUUAUACUUUUUUAAGACCAAACAUUAAUAGCAGACUUGAAAAAUAUUUUAUACGCCUUUGCAAGACAGUUUGAUGAAAAAUAAUACACGUGAUAUAUUAAAACAAGAAAUCUGU
Molecule: messenger RNA, 3849 nt
Organism: Periophthalmus magnuspinnatus
Lineage: Eukaryota; Metazoa; Chordata; Actinopteri; Gobiiformes; Gobiidae
Product: solute carrier family 45 member 4-like
Exons: 13
Coding region: 639-2984 (781 amino acids)
Biological process (GO): transmembrane transport
Cellular component (GO): membrane
Molecular function (GO): sucrose:proton symporter activity
Source: RefSeq, a predicted model, not a curated record